UAUCACAAGGACGCAACGUUUGUUAAUUUUACGAAAAAGAAAGCAAAUUAAAAGUUGAAGAGAACUUUUCAUUGUUAUAUGCUUUCAAUUACAAAUCUUAAAUAUAAUGUGACUAUGCUUUUUUGAAAAAGUGGAUAUCCCAAGGAACUUUUUCCCUGAAAACGCUUUGAAGUACCCUUGUCUCGUUGAAAUAAGUGAUCAAUUAUUAUAGUUAUGUUGACGUGCUCGCGAAGGUUUUUACAGUGAAAGUUCUGGACAAAGUUUUCUCUGAUAAAAUGAUAUAAAGUAAAAUAAAGUGUAGUGUACCGUCGGUUUAAUGGAGGCCAGCGGUUUCCCGGCUGGUGCCGAGUGCGGCGAGGAGAUAGAACGCGCACUCAUGGACCUGGGACCGCUGCUCGGAGUCACCAUCAAGGAGGAGGCGCCGGACGAGCUUUCGGACAGCACUGCUGCUUCCCGCGCCAAUGUGAGCAGUGUGCAAGAUGGAGCUGGCAGUAGUGGGGCUGAUGCAAGUAAAGGGGAGUCAGGAGAUGGGGUCGACUCACUGGCCUCGCCGGCCGCUCGCACCAGCUUCCUCACAACUAAAUGUGCUUUCUGUCAGGUUUUACUGUCACAAACUGAGGGUAUACCCAAACUGAUGGAGUGCCUCCAUUCUGCUUGUGAGCCUUGUGUAAAACAGAAGGUUGAAGAGAAACUGGCUGGGAGUAGGGACUUUUUAGGAGCGGGUCGCGUCACGAUACAAUGCGGUACGUGUCGGCUGCAAUGCCAGCCCAACAACAUGAUCGAUCAGCGGUUUGUGCUUGAGAAAGUUGCUGUCGAACAAGCUGGCAGCAGUGGUGCAGGUAGCGGUGAACAUCAAUGCAACAGCUGUGAAGACACAGAGCCAGCAAACAGUUACUGUGUGGACUGCGCGGAAUUUAUCUGUGACAACUGUGUGCAGGCACAUCAGAGGCUAAAGAUAACGAAGGACCACACGAUCAAGUGCAAGGAGGAGGCGCUGGCCGAGCAGCAGGCAGCGCAGGGCGCGCGCAACGCGCACGACAUGUUCUGCCGCGACCAUCCGCAGGAGCGUCUGAGCCUGUUCUGCGAGACGUGCGACCGGCUGACGUGCCGCGACUGCCAGCUGCAGCACCACCGCGACCACAAGUACCAGUUCAGCACUGAGAUGGCCGCGCAGGCCCGCUCCAGUAUAGCGGCGCUAGUAUCGGAGGUGAGCUACAAGCGCGUGCUGCUCGGCUCCGCGAUGAAAGUGAUCCGCGACCGCCAGCAUCUCAUCGCCGACAAGAAGAAGGCGCUCGUGCACGAGAUCACGCAGACCGUUGUCAAGUUAACUAACGCGAUAAACACGCGCGGCAAGCAGCUAGUAUUGCGGCUGAACGAAGUCUGUGACAGCAAGCAACGCACGCUGGGCGAGAAGAAGGAAGCACUGGCUCAGCUCGCUGCCAUCACCGACCACUGCCUCGCUUUCGUAGGAGCUGCGCUUGACCAGGGCAGCGACACGGCGGUGCUGUACAGCAAGCGCGCGGUGUGCGCGCACCUGCAGCGCAUCAAGAGCCGGCGCGCCGACAUCCCCAACCCGGAGAUCCCCGUGCGCAUCACGCUCGCGCUCGACAAGCUGCCCGACCUCGUCCGGGUGCUGUCAACGAUCGGCGCGAUCGUAGUGGAUGGUAAAGUGGACGGCGGCAGCUCGAGCCCCGGCACUACAAGCGGUACCGGUGCGGGCAACAGUACCGGCAUGAGCGGUGCGGGUACCGGUACCGGUGCGGGUGCGGGAUACCCGCCCGGCCCGGUACCGCACUCCGCACCGCAUUCCGCUGUGAUGGCCCUGCAGCAAGUCGCUAUGCACCAGUCCAUGGCAAGAUACCAGUCGUACGUGCAAGCGGCGGGUGGUGUGGGCGGGGUGGGCGUGGGCGUGGGCGGGUACAUGGGCGUGGGGCGGGGCCGCGCGCACACGCCGCUGCGCCAGCCCCACGUCACCUCCACCACGCACCCGCACCAGCUGCACGGCAUGAACGACAUGAACCUGCGCGGUCUAUUGAACGCGAACGGUCGCGGCGGCGGUGCGGGCGCGCGUGCGAUGUUGCCGCACGGCGCGCACGGGGCGCACGCGCACGCGCACGCGCACAACGCGCAGGCGCAAGCCAUGCACCACGCCUACCAACACAUGAUGGGCCAGUACGGUGGCGCGUCGUAUGGCAGCGGGCGGCGCAGCGGCGGGCCGCGCACGCCGUCCCCCGCGCCGCCCGCACACGCCGGCCCGCCGCCCGCCGGCCCACCGCCCGCCGGCCCGCCGCCCGCACACCCCGCCGGCCCCCCGCCCGCCGCGCCGCACUACCCGCACACGCCGCCCGCCAAGUGGCACAUACCGCAGCAUGGGCAAAGCGGUGUGUCGGAGAGCGGUGCGGGCGGCGGCGGGAGCGGGGGCGGGGCGGACUACAAGAUCACUCUGGGCCGCCCGCACUCUGCGCGCGCGCCGCUCGUCUCCUCCACCAACCCCAAGACGCCCAGCCCCAGCCUCAACGGCGGCGCCUCCGAGCUGGACAAGGUGUGCGCGGAGUCUGUGCAGGACCUGAUGGCGACGAUCGCCAAGCUGGACUCGAACGGCGUGCAGGUGGUCGCCGAGCGCGCCUCGCCCGCCUCGCCCGCGCCCGUGCACUCCUCCACCGACGGUAAAGCGUUAACGGGCGGCAGCGACCCGAACGAGGACUGGUGCGCGGUGUGCAUGGACGGCGGCGAGCUGAUGUGCUGCGACAAGUGCCCCAAGGUGUUCCACCAGUACUGCCACAUCCCCGCCGUCGAGAAGCUGCCCGAGGAGACGGAGUCGUGGCAGUGCCUGCUGUGCGUGAACUUCGCGGAGCAGCCGGUGGAGGGUAGUGCAGGGGGUGCGGGUGGUGGGGAGGGGCUGGUGGGGCGGCGCCGCCGGCUGGUGGAGCGCAUCACGCUGGAGCUGUACUGCCAGUACGAGCUGUCGCUGCCCUUCCGCGACGCCGCGCACCUGCACCCGCCAUACGCCACUGAUACGAGCAACACGAUGUGCCUGGACGUGAUCCGCAUGAAGCUGCAGCCGCGCUCCGCCGGCCGCUACACGCACGAGGCGCAGUUCGUGGCCGACGUGCGCGCGCUCUUCCGCAGCGUGUACCGGCACAAGCCCGCGGACUCGCAACUGUAUAAGGACGCGAAGAAGCUGGAGGAGUUCUUCGACGCGCAGCUGCUCAAGUGGCUGCCCGAGUACGCGUACUGGAGCGGCGAGGGCGAGCCGCCCGCCAAGCGCGCGCGCGUGGACUGACCCGCCCCGCACACCGCCGCCAGUGCCGCCAGCAAGCCGCUGCUCAAGCCCUCCAUCCUGGCCGGUGCCGUGCUGGCCAACAGCACCGCGACGUUCGCCAAGCCCUCCGCGCCCUCCUGCAGCGCGCACGCACACAACCCCUCGCUGGGACACCUCAUGGCCAUGUCCACGGCGACGAUGCAGUCGCCCGCUGUGGUGGCCAUGUCUUCGCGGGCCAUGGCGCCGAUGUCGUCACCGGCCCGCGUGUCCAUGUCUUCACCAGCAAUGGGGCCGAUGUCGUCACCUAGCGUGAUGCAAAUGUCCUCACCUAGCGUGAUGCAAAUGUCAUCAACUAGCAUGAUGCAAAUGUCACCCACCCGGAUGCCCAGGUCUUCACCCGCCUGUGUAUCGAUGUCGUCGCCCGCCCGGAUGGCCAUGUCGCCCGCCCGUGUAUCGAUGUCGUCGCCCGGCAUGGUGUACAUGUCGCCGGUCAUGUCACCGAUGUCAACGCCCACGAUGGUUGGCAUGCCAUCGCCAGCCAUGUCAUCUAUGUCGCUGGUGCCGCUGCCCCUGGUGGUGCGCCCGCAGCCCAUCGCCCCACCCACAUUCAACUAUCACCACGUGUACCACCCGGGACGAUACCUGCCCCACUAAAGUGAACGUACUGUGUGCAAAAGUGAAACGAUUCGUGUAAAUACGGAAUUUUGAUAUAAUAUAAACGCAACUUCCAUAAACUUUUUGUGUAACAAUUUAAUUCGAGCGGAUCUUAAAUUGUAGCGUACAUUAAUGUUGCAGUGCGAAAAAUGAUUUUAGUUCUGUUGAUUGUUUUAAUAAUUUGUCAUAAUAAUUGUUAUUAUUAUAUUUUAACUGCUAAUGUACAAGCGGAUUUGAUCAACAUUGGGUUUCAACUACUAAACAUCAUGAUAUUUAUGAAUAAAAGUGAAAACAGACGCUAUUUUAGAAUUUGUAGUAUAAGAGUUACAUGUAUUGUGCUUCGUAUAUUAUGAAGCAAAAUUGCGAAAUUUUACAUUGUUAUUAUUAUUAUUAUAUAUUUCAGUCUCUCCAUUCAAACAAUAUUUGCUUACGUAACUAACUUCGAAAUGCUCUUAUAUUUCGACAGUUGUGUUAAUGCAUAGUUCCUGUUAUAACUUAAUUCGUAAACACGACUUGUUGUAUUGUAAUUGUUUGUCGAAGGUGCGAUAGUAACAUUCGGAAAUAUAUGUAUUACUUUUAACAUCAUAUUAAUAAUAUUAUUAUAUAUAUAUAUUUAUUAUUUUUUUUUAUUAUUACUUCGUUGUUUAUAAUCAAGAAAUUAACUAAUAUUUAAAUCAAUAUUUUUGAAAUAUUGUGGAUUUUAUAUAUUAUAAUAUGACAAAUAUCUUACUUACAAUUGAAAUUUAAAUAAGUUGCGAGAAUUGAUGGUAAUUUGAUGAUUAUAUGAUAUUAUUAAGAACUUAAGUUGUAAAAGUAGCUGGAUAGUAAUUCUAAUUAAAAUAUGUCUCAAAGAGUAUGUUUGCUGCGUAAUCGCGUGUCUCCUCUUCUUUUAUAUGGAUAAGUUGCUUUAUCGGUUUUAAUACAGUGCGAAAUCACUACUAUUUUUUAAUUAGACUGUAAAAUCUAAUUUAAGUAUUGUUGGAGGUUGAAUGUUGGCCAAGGAAACCUGUGAUUUGUGUGUUGUGGACUUGUGGCGCAUGUGUAAAGUUAUUUCGUUUGAAUCUGUAUCACACCGCACACGGGGGGCUCAACUGUUAAUACUCGUUCUCUCAUGAAUAUUAAAGCCCACAUCACCACUUCUUAACGAAGUCCCCGCGAUGUUACGAGUUAUAUUUAUUUAUAUGUAGUUGUAAAGUAUAUUUUUACUGAAAGUAUGACGACUAUCACUAGUUAGGUCGCUCACGCACAAUAUAGAUUUAUUUAGUUAGAAUAAUUAAAUGAUAUUUUGUUUAAAACAUUUUUAUUGUAAAUGGCAAGAUGUUCCGAUUUUUUUACUUGAUACAAAACCGUGGUUGUUUAGUCGCUGACUGUGCGAUACCAUUAACAUAUUAUGUAUUAAACAAUAUAGCCAAUGUUAGUGAUAGGUAGGGUUAAAUGAAAGGUGCGAGGCGGGCCUUGGUCUGUCUGUUUGUUGGGAUGUUUGUCCAGGAGGAGAGUGGAAACUUGUUUGUUUGGAUCUUGAAUGACUAAGUGUUACAAAUGCUGUCGGCAUUCGUUACUGAAGCUCUUACGUUCAUAUAUAAUCUCGUACAUAAGUACUAUUAUAAUAAUAAAAAAACUAUUAAAAUA
Messenger RNA from Colias croceus (clouded yellow), 5545 nucleotides. It is a transcript of the gene bon, whose product is annotated as transcription intermediary factor 1-alpha. Gene Ontology annotation, molecular function: protein binding; ubiquitin-protein transferase activity; zinc ion binding. Gene Ontology annotation, biological process: positive regulation of DNA-templated transcription. The coding region runs from base 317 to 3283 and encodes 988 amino acids. NCBI's taxonomy places the organism in Eukaryota, Metazoa, Arthropoda, Insecta, Lepidoptera, Pieridae. Gene Ontology annotation, cellular component: chromatin; nucleoplasm. The record is from RefSeq and is a predicted model, not a curated record. The transcript is spliced from 20 exons.